This is a messenger RNA of Rhododendron vialii, 645 nucleotides long. RefSeq lists its product as uncharacterized. Bases 1 to 645 code for a protein of 214 amino acids. The record is from RefSeq and is a predicted model, not a curated record. The transcript is spliced from 2 exons. NCBI's taxonomy places the organism in Eukaryota, Viridiplantae, Streptophyta, Magnoliopsida, Ericales, Ericaceae.
AUGUUGUUUGCAAUUACUCAAGGCAGUAUUGAUGAGCAAAUGGUGAAGAAAUCUGAUCCUGUCCUUAUCAAGUUGAUAGAGACAUAUAAGAGAGGUCAAGCAAAGUUUUCCCUAGCAGGAAAAGAUAUUCCUCUGACUGAUCAUGACAUUGGUGUCAUUUUUGGAAUAACAUCUGGACCGGUGAAGAUCCACAUCGCAACCCACGGGCGAAGGCCAGACACAGAAUUUGCCAAUCGAGUCUUUGCUGGGGCAAGCACCAUGCACUUUCCAACAAUGAGGGUGACAAUUGAAAAUAUUUUGAAACCUCCCGUCAAGAAAAAGCAGAAGAAGAAGCAAAAGCAAGUAUCAGAGAUAGAAGCUGCAAAAGAUUUGGCACGUCUUCUGACAUUGUACACCAUUGGAACACUGUUUUUCCCAACAACAGGUCCAAACCUGAAUUGGUCCUACCUGAAGCUUGUUGAGGAUUUGGAAAAUAGUGCAAAUUACAAUUGGUCAAUGUUCAUCACCAAUAAUCUUGUUAACGAACUCAACUCCAAGAAUCCGGCGAUUGUUGGUGGUUGCACCACUGCACUCCUGUACUGGCUCUGUGAACAUACCCACAUUAUGAAACCAGCUCAACAAACUUUUUCAAGAUUUAUGAAAUGA